Molecule: messenger RNA, 13680 nt
Organism: Drosophila melanogaster (fruit fly)
Lineage: Eukaryota; Metazoa; Arthropoda; Insecta; Diptera; Drosophilidae
Gene: kl-5
Product: male fertility factor kl5
Biological process (GO): microtubule-based movement
Cellular component (GO): axoneme; dynein complex; motile cilium
Molecular function (GO): minus-end-directed microtubule motor activity; dynein light intermediate chain binding; ATP binding
Source: RefSeq, marked reviewed
AUGGCUGACGAAAAGGAAAAGAAGGAGCCCGUCGACAACCGUCCGGAGUUUUUUUGGAACUACCUAACCAAGACAAUGCGUCUUAAGCUGGAUAAGUGGACUAAAAUGAUAACAACCAACGAGUUUAGGGAUGUUAUUAUAGAGUUCUUGAAUAAUCCCAACAAGAAACGUAUAAUAUUCACAAUCAAUUCCGGUGGACAACUAUAUCCAUCCUACAGCUUUCCAGUCAGACCACGGUAUAAAGUUGCUUACUUUAUUCGGUACUUAACACCACUUCAUUUAACAGAUGAAAAUAUGCUCAAUUCGCUUCUUAUUGGUGAUCUAUUACCGAACCCAUUAGCAAAUUUAUCAAUACUUUGCGAUGAAGUAUUUUUUCCACUGCUAAAUAACACAGUAAAUCAAGUGGGAUGGACCAAUGUUAUCGCAAACGAUAUGAAGACAGAGUCUCAAGAAAUGCGAAAUGGAAUUGCCCAGAUGAAAGGUCUCGUUAUAAACCGUACAAUAUUUCCUCUUCCUAUUUGCAUGGACGAAGUCAUGCAAGCCGCUCCAGCUAUUGCCAUGGGGGAUAUUUCCGUGGUUAACCCUCUUAUGAAGCAUUCGCUCGAGUUUAUGGUUGUAAAGUGGCUUGAUUCCGUUGAAGACCUCGUAAAUAUAAAAGCUGGAGAAAAAAUAUAUUCGAAAGAAAAUUUUCCACUACCAGAGGCAAUAUUUUCCUUUUGGGAGUCACGUUUGGAAAACCUUGAGAACUUGGCUGAGCAACUAGGAGAUAGGCGUAUAAAGACUAUCGGCUUUGUUCUCGAAAAAAUUCAAUCAAUUUUCGAGCAUUCUUAUCGCAGAAUUGUUGAAUUAGUACUUGAAUCUUUAGCAGAGGCUAGAGACAUAACUAAGUGCUUAUCCCCAUUGAAAAGAAAAAUGGACAAGUUUGAAACAAACGAUAUGGACGAGAACCGAUCAGAUAUACGACCACUUAUGCUGACAAUUGGAUUAGUGUGGGGUCACUCGCGGUAUUUUCACACUUUAAAUAAUAUGACACUUUUUUUUAACUUGUUCCAUAACUCUCUUAUCGACUGUGUCAACAGAACAGUAGAACCAGACUCCAUAUUCCAAGGUGAUGUCGACGAAGCCUAUAAAAAAUUGGACAUAAAUAUGCAGCACCUAGAGUAUUACAAAUUAAUAUAUAAUGAAUGCAGAAACUCUCUUAAGAAAUUUAAGAUAGGUACAACAUUUAACUCGCAGGACUGGACCUGGCAUCAGGAUGAAAUAUUCGGACGAUUAGAUAAAUUUUUGGUCCGAUUGGAAGAGCUAAAAGAUCUAUUUAAUACUGUCCGAGACUUUCAAAAAUUGGAAAAAAUUGUUAUGGGGGGGCUUAAGGGCAGGCAGAUAACUUUCGCCCUUGAGAAAAUUCUUGAAGAGUACAACAGCAUAUACCGUGAGUGGACAAAUAUUCAGUACAACCCUAUUGACCCGGACGCAGAAAAUUCUCUGUUCCAAAGAGAUCGUUUAAGCUUCAAGGCCAAGACUGAUGUAAUGGAGCGCAUGGUAUCGUUUCAGUUUGAAAAAGGUCUUGAAGACACACAUGAUUUGCUUCUGGCAGGCUCCUUACUUCUUCGCCCUAUUAUCAAAAAACAUGUCGAACCCUUGAUGCAUGUCAUUGUGGAUGAUUUUGAGGAAGAGAUCAUGUGCGUUAAAAAAGAAUUUAUCAACUUCAAAAACGUUUUUACGGCGCUCGGAUUAAAUGAGCUGCCCACGGAUGAUUGCUUUCCAAAGGUUUCCGGCGCCAUUUCGUUUCUGAAAAAGCUUAGACAUCGUAUCAUUGGCUUGCACAAGGAGCACGAACUUUACGAAUAUCCACUUUUUGACAACGAACGCGGAGGAUACGUUUCUGAUAUUUUUAACAUUAUGGUGCAGGAAAUUGAUGAUUUCACGAAGAUGUUAUUAGACAAAUGGACUGUUGAGUGCUGGCAGGGAAUCCAGCAAGAUAUCACUUUAACUCUCAUUGAAAAAGAUGAAGCAAAUGAACUAAGGGUUAACUUUACUGAGAGACUUAUAUUUGCUCUAAAAGAUAUUAAAGUCGUCCGCCUUCUUGGUUGUGAUGUUUCAGUUAACUUGACCAAAUUCUUUUGUAGGGAAGACGAGCUAUGGCAAGCUCGUGUUAAGCUCAUGAGGAUUGCAGAGUGGUAUAAUGACACAUUCGAGCGUGCACACCCUACCGAAAAAAGGUUAAUUGCAGCGGAAAUGAUUUUGAUCGAGGAACAAAUGAAGCCUUUACUAGAUUUCAUUAAGUGGAACGCUUUUAGCCAACGGUUUAUUGUUAUGAUUUUCAAAAUGGUGAAAUACUUACAUGAUCGCUUAGUAGCUGCUCAAGAAAAUCUAGAAGCCAUUAAGGAGAGCAUUCGAUCUUGGGGAAAAGUUCCCCUUUUCCAACGCAAGGACUUGAAUCCAGCACUUCUUCUUCACACUGAUCCGCGUGAACCUAUUUUGAGCAUAAGAGCUGCAAACGCAGCAGACACACAGCGUCUUAUUGAUCUUCUAAUGUACGUAAAUUUAAAGCUAUUUUUUGAUAUUCCUCGUCGGUAUAGCUUACCUCCUGGUGAACAUGGGGAGGAGGAUGAAGAAAGCGAUGGGAUUUGGCCCCCAAUUAUAAGCCUGUCUGUGAUGACAAGUGUCAAAUUUAAGAAAAAGAGAGAGGUCAUUGAUGAAGAAGAUGAUUUAGAAGAGUUUGAGGAGGAACAAUCGGAAAGUGAAGAGGAGAUCAUAACACCAUUUCAUAGGUAUGAGCUUCUCAAAGGAUUAAGCCAGGAAGAGCGCGCACUUUUCCGCGAGUAUGAAAUUUAUGUUGACGAAAUAAUUGCCGAAAAUCUUGUGGAUUCUGUUAUAACCAGCAGCACCUACCUACGAAUGGAGGUGGACAAUCGGUAUGAGAACAAUACGCCGAUCUUUGAAAUAUUCAUGGAACUGCAAGAGCCAAACGUAGUUUACUUUCGAAAUCUUGACACAUCUUCUAAGACCGGAUUUGCAUUCUUUAUUGAGACUAUAUUGGACGACAUGAACAAUAUGAUGAGUCUUUUAAAACGAGUAGCACAGGAUCCCACAGAAGUCACCAACAUGAAUCCUUACAGCUUCUAUGAUGAGCUGCAGGACAAAUCUGAGCUAGAUAAGCAGCGCGUUGAAAUUAUGAACAAAAUAAAGCUCGCCCUUCAGGCGGUGCGUGUCCAUGGCAAAGGAUUUAUGGAAUUUUCUAGUUUGUGGAUUUGGGACAAAUCAACGUAUUUAUCUGAAGUAAAAAAAUUUGGUCGUAAUUUAACCCUAGACGAACGUGACGCAGAGGCUGACCUGGAAGGUAGCUCAGGGGUUAAGCUUUUAGGAUUGGAAUAUCCCCCACUUUCUGUCUAUAAGGAACAGUUGGAUAAGUUCAUUGAGUUACAAGAUCAAAUACGAACCUGGGAAACCUAUGAAGAUUUUUUUGUGUUUUUGCGCUUGAAUAUGACUGGCUUUAAGGUAGCCGUCCUAAGUCAAGUUGGACAAUGGAUUAGCCUUUUUAAAUUGGAUUUAAUUAACCGUGUUAAGAAUUCCCUGAAGGAACUUCAAGACUUUGUGGAUGAGGCCAAUAUAGUUCUCAAGAUAGAAUUGCAAAAGGACGAUUUUGAGGGGUUAGUCAAAAUUUUAUCCGUUUUAAAUCAAAUUAACGAAAAACAAUGUAUUUAUGACUCAAUGUUUGAUCCACUUAAGGAAAUUAUUGACUUACUUCGGCAAUACAAUUACGAGUUCAAAGACACUGAGUUAGCGCAGAUUAAUGAGCUGCCAGAUGCCUGGAUGAAAGUAAAGCGACUUGCAGCUACAACAAAACAACUAAUUGCACCCAUACAAAGCUAUCAAGUAGAUUUAAUUGAAAAACGAAUUCUGCUUUGCGACAACAUGGCCAAUACAUAUAGAAAAAAGUUUCUGUCGAAAAAAUUCUUCUUUGUACCGUGCUUAAGCUGCUACGAACUUAUCGACGAGUCAGACUUGGAAUUAGUGGCGCUUGAAGAACGUCAAAGGAGCUUAGCCGAGUCCGCCGUCCUGUUUGAAUUACAAGGUCCAGAUCCUGUGAAAAUCGAACUUUGCAGGUUUGACCUUAAGCUCGUUAAAAUAAUGUGGGAUUUUGCAAUAACAAUACAGUCCACAAUUAAUGACUGGAAAAAGACUCCUUGGAAGAAAAUAGACAUUGAAAACAUGGACCAAGAGUGUAAAAAGUUUGGUCGCGAACUAAGGGGCCUUGAUAAAGCUAUGCGAACUUGGGAACCAUUUAUUUUUAUGGAGGCUUCCCUCAAGAACCUUAUGACAUCAUUGCGAGCCGUCACUGAGCUACAAAAUCCUGCGAUACGUGACCGUCACUGGAUAGAACUUAUGCAGACCACGAAAGUAAAGUUUAGUAUGGACGACUCUACGACUUUGAAAGACUUGAUUGAUCUUAAUUUACACGAAUAUGAGGAAGAAGUAAAAAAUAUUGUCGAUAAAUCGGUAAAAGAGAUGGCUAUGGAAAAACAGCUCCGAGAUAUAGCAACUGCUUGGGGCACAAUGGAGUUUGGUACAGAUAUUCAUGACCGCACUAGUAUUAAACUUUUAAAGGCAUCUGAGGAGUUAAUCGAGACUUUAGAGGAUCAUCAAGGUCAGUUACAAAAUAUGGCAUCUUCAAAGUAUAUUGCAUUCUUCGAACACGAAGUUCGACUAUGGCAAAAUAGACUUUCCAAUGCAGACCAGAUUAUAGGUUCGUGGUUUGAAGUGCAACGUAAGUGGCAAUACUUGGAGAGUAUUUUCAUUGGCUCAGAAGAUAUUCGAUCACAGCUACCAGAAGACUCGAGACGUUUUGAUUACAUUGAUAAAGAGUUUAAGGCGCUACUUGCUCAGAUGAACGCGGACCGCAAUGUAGUGAGGUCAACAAACCGAUCUGGCAGUAAACUCUAUGAACACUUGGAAAUACUACUUAAAAUGCUAUUACUAUGUGAAAAAGCUUUAAAUGAUUAUUUGGAAACAAAGCGCUUAUCAUAUCCUCGAUUCUAUUUUGUUUCAUCAGCUGAUCUUCUUGAUAUAUUGUCGAACGGAAACAAUCCUGCUCUUGUUGCACGGCACCUUACCAAACUUUACGACUCGAUGGGAAAAUUAAAUCUCAUUUCCGGAUCUAAAAAUGCAGCCGGUAUGGUUGCUAAAGAGCUGGAGGAAUAUGUACCCUUCCUCGAAAAUUGCGAUUGCAGUGGGAAGGUUGAGGUGUGGCUCAAUAGAAUAACUGAUAAGAUGCGUGAUACCCUAAGGGAUCAGCUAAAGCGCUCCUUAACAUUUUAUGACCAUAAGCCCCGACAUGUGUGGAUAUUCGAGUGGCCUGCGCAGCCAGCUCUUGUCGGCACCCAAAUCAUGUGGACUACUGAAACAAACGAUGCUUUUGCUAAGGUUCAACAGCGCUAUGAAAAUGCAUUGAAGGACUAUAAUAAAAAACAAAUUACCCAGCUAAACAACUUAAUAAUUUUACUUUUAGGUGACCUAACAGCUGCCGAGCGACAGAAAAUAAUGACUAUAUGUACAAUAGAUGUGCACAGUCGUGAUGUUGUUGGAACUAUUAUAGCGAAAAAGGUUGAAGUGCAAACAGCCUUCCAGUGGCAAAGCCAAUUAAGACAUCGGUGGGAUCCGAAGAUAGAUGAUUGUUUCGCUAACAUUUGUGAUGCUCAGUUCCGUUACGACUACGAAUAUCUUGGAAAUACACCCCGUCUUGUAAUCACGCCACUCACAGAUCGUUGCUAUAUAACUUUAACGCAGUCACUGCACCUGGUAAUGGGAGGGGCUCCAGCGGGACCCGCUGGAACAGGAAAAACGGAAACCACUAAAGAUCUUGGGCGAGCUUUGGGUAUGAUGGUUUACGUGUUUAACUGCUCAGAACAAAUGGAUUACAAGUCCAUUGGAGAUAUCCACAAGGGGUUGGCUCAAACAGGUGCUUGGGGCUGCUUUGACGAGUUUAACCGUAUUUCAGUAGAGGUAUUAUCUGUUGUUGCUGUUCAGGUUAAGUGUAUUCAGGAUGCCAUAAAGAGCAAAAAGCAAACCUUCAGUUUUUUAGGAGAGCAUAUUGCUUUGCGCACAACCGUUGGAGUUUUUAUAACUAUGAAUCCAGGAUAUGCAGGGCGAGCGGAGUUGCCUGAAAACCUUAAAGCCUUAUACCGACCUUGUGCAAUGGUUGUUCCCGACUUUGCCUUAAUUAGCGAAAUCAUGUUGGUGGCCGAAGGAUUUCAAGAAGCCCGUUUGCUGGCUCGAAAAUUUAUAACACUAUACACCCUAUGCAAGGAGUUAUUAUCAAAGCAAGAUCAUUAUGACUGGGGUCUACGAGCAAUCAAAUCGGUUCUUGUCGUUGCCGGAGCUCUUAGGCGCGACGAUAGACAGCGGCCUGAGGAUCAAGUCCUAAUGCGAGCUUUGCGUGACUUUAAUAUUCCGAAAAUUGUUACCGAUGAUGUACCAGUGUUCAUGGGCCUAAUUGGAGACCUGUUUCCUGCACUCGAUGUACCGCGGAAACGUAACCCGGAAUUCGAAGCAGUUAUAAAACGGUCCGCUCUAGACCUAAAACUGCAGCCAGAGGACGGAUUUAUUUUAAAAAUUGUUCAACUUGAAGAACUUUUUGCCGUACGACAUUCUGUGUUUAUAAUCGGAUUCGCGGGAACAGGAAAAUCAGAAGUGUGGAAGACACUUAACAAGACAUACCAAAACCAGAAAAGAAAACCGCAUUAUAACGACCUUAACCCAAAAGCUGUUACUAAUGAUGAGCUCUUUGGUAUCGUCAAUCCAUCAACGCGUGAAUGGAAGGAUGGCCUUUUUUCUAUUCUAAUGAGAGACCAGGCAAACCUAGGUGGAACAGGCCCCAAAUGGAUUGUUCUUGACGGCGACAUUGAUCCUAUGUGGAUUGAGAGCCUAAAUACGGUGAUGGAUGAUAAUAAAGUUCUUACUCUGGCAAGCAACGAGCGCAUUGCUCUCACUAAGGAAAUGCGCUUGCUUUUUGAAAUCGCAUCUUUGCGCACGGCUACACCAGCUACUGUAUCAAGGGCAGGCAUCCUAUACAUAAAUCCACAGGAUCUGGGAUGGACCCCGUUCAUUCAGUCAUGGCUUGGAACGCGUACAAAUUCUAGCGAAGUUUCAAUGCUCAACGUUCUCUUUGAUAAGUAUGUGCCGCCUCUUUUAGACAUAUUUCGAACCCGGCUUAGGUCGAUAACACCCAUAUCGGAUAUAGCACGUCUGCAAAUGACUUGCUACUUGCUAGAUAGCAUGUUAACUCCUCAGAACGUACCGAAUGACUGCCCAAAAGACUGGUAUGAGAUUUACUUUGUAUUCUGCAUCGUAUGGGGCUUCGGCUCAUCGUUAUUUCAGGAUCAAAUUAUAGACUGGAGUAAUGAAUUCAGCAAAUGGUUCCUAAACGAAUAUAAAGCUGUAAAGUUCCCUCUAUCGGGAACAAUUUUCUCAUUUUACAUAGACCAUGAGACAAAGAAAUUUUUCCCAUGGACAAAUCUUGUACCACAAUUUGAGUUGGAUAUGGAUUUACCUUUACAGUCAAAUUUGGUGAACACGGCUGAGACCACUCGUUUGCGAUUUUUUAUGGAUACUCUUAUAGAAGCCGAUCAUCCACUAAUGUUGAUCGGACCCUCAGGAUCGGGAAAGACCAUCCUUAUGAACGCAAAGCUAAGUGCCUUACCAUCUGAUAAAUACUCUGUUACAAAUGUUCCUUUCAAUUUCUAUACCACUUCCGAGAUGUUGCAGCGUAUUCUUGAAAAGCCUUUGGAAAAAAAAGCAGGUAGGAACUAUGGACCCAUUGGAAACAAACGAAUGAUUUACUUUGUGGAUGACAUGAACAUGCCGGAGGUGGACAAAUAUUUUACUGUUCAGCCCCACACAUUAAUAAGGCAAUUUAUGGAUUACCACCACUGGUACGACCGUCAAAAAAUGACAUUACGUGACAUACAUAAAUGUAAUAUUGUAGCGUGUAUGAACCCAUCAGCUGGGUCUUUUACCAUCGACCCCCGUCUUCAGCGGCAUUUUUGCUCAUUUGCAGUAAACCCCCCUAGUCAGGAUGCUUUGUUUCAUAUCCUUAACUCGAUACUUUCCCAACACAUGGACAACCCCAUUCAGAAAUUUGACAAAGCAGUCAUAAAGCUUUGUGAAAAUAUGGUUACAACAGCUAUAACUCUGCAUCUAAAAGUGGUUUCUUCAUUUUUACCCACUGCUAUUAAGUUCCAUUAUAAUUUUAAUUUGAGGGAUAUAGCCAAUAUAUUUACGGGUGUCCUAUAUUCCAACAGCGAGACAUGCCCUAAUUCCAAUCAAAUGAUCCGACUUUGGAUUCACGAAUGUUACCGUGUGUACGGAGACAAGUUAGUAGACUACACCGAUAUCAAUAGCUUUAAGAAAAUAGUGUCUGAUAUAGUCCGCAAAGGUAUAGAAGGCGUCAACGAUGAUGUUGUAUACGCCCAGCCGCUUAUUUAUUGCCACUUUGCAAAAGGUUUGACAGAUAUUAAAUAUAUGCCUAUAUCAGGAUGGGAUCGCCUAAAAAGUCUUUUAGAUGAGGCACAAGAUCGAUAUAAUGAUUAUAUAGGCGCCAUGAAUUUGGUUCUUUUUGACGACGCAAUGUCUCAUGUGUGUCGGAUCAGUCGAAUUCUUGAAUCAUCCAGAGGAUAUGCACUUCUUAUUGGUGUUGGAGGAUCGGGAAAGCAAAGUCUUACUCGACUGGCAUCAUUCAUUUCAUCUUUGGAUGUGUUCCAGAUACAGCUUACAAAGGACUACAGCGUAAGUGACCUUAAAGCAAACAUUGCUACUUUAUACAUGAAAGCUGGCGUGAAAACAAGUGCUUGCUGCUUUCUAAUGACUGACUCAGAGGUAGCUCGAGAGCAGUUCCUAGUCCUUGUAAAUGACCUUCUCGCUUCAGGCGAUAUACAUGAACUCUUUCCAGAUGACGAGGUGGAGAAUAUUGUUAACGCUGUUCGAAAUGAGGUAAAGCAACUGGGAAUUGUAGAUAAUCGCGAAAAUUGUUGGAAGUACUUUAUCGAAAAGGUUCGCAGCCUGCUUAAGGUAGUACUUUGCUUUUCGCCUGUGGGUGCCACUCUUCGUGUACGAUCUCGCAAGUUUCCAGCUUUAGUCAACUGCACCACUAUUGACUGGUUUCACGAGUGGCCGCAGCAAGCAUUGGAGUCAGUCUCGCUUAGGUUCCUUUCGGAAAUCACAGUGUUACCUAAAGAACUGGCUUUACCUGUGUCAAAUUUCAUGGCGUUUGUACACAAAACAGUAAAUGACAUCUCCAAACUUUAUUUAGCCAAUGCGAAGAGGUACAAUUAUACCACUCCAAAAUCCUUCUUAGAACUGAUAGCACUAUAUUCCAAGUUGCUGCACGAAAAAGUAAAAGCCAAUCUGGAUCGUCGCUUACGUUUGGAAAAUGGACUCAUUAAAUUAGCAAGCUGUACAAAAGAGGUGGACGCCCUUCAAGAUGUUCUAAAGGUUCAAGAAGUUGAACUAAAGAUUAAAAAUCAGGAAGCCGAUAACCUUAUUAUAGUUGUUGGAACUGAGAAUGAAAAGGUAUCCAAAGAAAGAGCAUUUGCAUCAAAAGAGGAAAAGAACGUUCGUCAAAUAGAAGAGGAUGUUACUGCUAAGGCCAAACUUUGUGAAGAAGAUUUUCUUAAGGCUCAACCAGCCCUAAUAGCUGCCCAGGAAGCUCUUAAUACAUUAAACAAAAAUAAUCUGACAGAACUUAAAUCUUUCGGGUCACCACCUGACGCUGUGGUAAGUGUUUGUGGAGCAGUAUUGGUGCUAUUCUCCAGCAAGGGAAAAAUUCCGAAGGACCGCAGCUGGAAAGCUUGUCGGGCUUUCAUGGGAAAUGUUGAUAAGUUUCUAGAUAAUCUUAUUAAUUAUGAUAAAAAACAUAUUCAUCCGGAUGUAAUUAAAGCUCUUCAACCUUAUAUUUUGGAUGCUGAGUUUAGUCCGGAAAAAAUAUUAGCGAAGUCAUCAGCAGCCGCUGGACUCUGUUCUUGGGUUAUUAAUAUUAAUCGGUUCUAUGAUGUUUAUCUUGUAGUGGAGCCAAAGGAAAGAGCGCUUUUGGAAUCGGAGAAAGAAGUAAAAGAUGCCCGUGAUAAGUUAACUGCUCUAAACUUAAGGUUAACCGAACUAGAAGAACAACUGAACGCGUUACAAAUGGAGUACGACGAAGCCCUAGCCAAAAAACAAAAGUGCCAGGAUGAGGCUAGCAAAACUGCCUUUACAAUUGAUAUAGCCAAUCGAUUGAUUGGAGGCCUCGCAACAGAAAAAAUACGUUGGAUGGAGUCCGUCAAAGUCUUAACUUUUGGUAUUCAACAACUACCCGGUGACAUUCUCAUUAUUUCGUGCUUCAUUUCCUAUGUUGGGUGCUUUACGCGGGCUUAUCGCCAGGAGUUACAAGAAAAAUUGUGGAUGCCUGCAUUCAAAAAUAGUCAACCACCUAUACCUUCGACGGAUGGAGUUGAUCCUUUUGAGAUGAUUUGUGAUGACGCGCAGAUUGCGGAGUGGAAUAACCAAGGAUUGCCAAGUGAUAGGAUGUCAGCGGAAAAUGCUGCAAUUUUGGUGCAGUCUGAACGAUAUCCCCUUAUGAUUGACCCUCAACUUCAGGGAAUAAAGUGGGUCAAGACUAAGUAUGGAACUGGGUUGGUAGUACUUAGACUUUCGCAACGAAACUAUCUUGAUCAAGUUGAGAGAGCAGUCAGUAAUGGAAGUGUAUUACUUAUUGAAAAUAUAGGUGAAAAUAUUGAUCCAGUCCUAAAUCCUCUCCUAGGACGCCAAUUGAUAAAGAAGGGGACCGUAUUAAAGAUUGGAGAUAGAGAAAUAGAUUUUAAUUCCAGAUUUCGCCUAAUUCUGCAUACGAAAUUAGCAAACCCACAUUACAAACCGGAGAUGCAGGCACAAACAACUCUUAUAAACUUUACCGUAACCCGGGAUGGACUAGAAGAUCAGUUGUUAGCUGAAGUAGUUAAAGUGGAGCGCCCCGAUCUAGAGGCAAUGCGCACACGCUUAACCCAGCAGCAGAAUCACUUCAAAAUUACACUGAAGUUUCUUGAAGACGAUUUGCUUGCUCGCUUAUCUUCUGCUGGAGACAACGUCCUUGAAGAUGUCACUCUGGUAAUGAAUCUAGAAAAGACAAAAAAAACUGCUGACGAAAUAGAAGUCAAAGUUGCAGAGGCAAAAAUAACUGGUGUACAAAUAGAUUCAGCCAGAGAGGCGUACCGUCCUGCCGCCGAACGCGCUUCUAUUAUAUACUUUAUUCUUAACGACCUAUUUAAAAUCAAUCCAAUAUAUCAGUUCUCGUUAAAGGCAUUUACAGUGGUGUUUAACAAUGCCAUGCUAAAAGCAAUGGCUGCUGAAAAGCUAAAAGACCGCGUUGAGAAUCUGAUAGAUUCGAUAACUUUCUGUAGCUUUGUGUACACCUCACGAGGAUUAUUUGAGCAAGAUAAGCUUAUUUUCUUGACACAAUUGUGCAUUCAGAUCCUAGUAAAUCUUGGUGAAGUAGAGCCUACCGAACUUGAUUUUUUACUGCGCUUUCCUUAUAUGCCGAAUCAGACGUCCAAUUUCACAUGGCUAACUCACGUAGGGUGGGGUGGUAUAAGAGCGCUUAACAACCAGGCAGUAUUCAAGGGCCUUGAAAAGGACAUUGAAGGAUCACACAAGCGCUGGAAAAAGUUUGUGGACUCAGAGAGUCCUGAAAAUGAAAAGUUUCCAGGAGAAUGGAAAGGAAAAUCCGCCAUUCAAAGGCUCUGCAUAAUGCGAUGCAUACGCCCGGAUCGAAUGUCAUACGCCAUGCGCUCCUUUAUUGAAGAAAAACUUGGGUCUAAAUAUAUUGAUGCUCGCUCUAUGGAAUUCUCUAGGACUUUCGAGGAAUCUAGUCCAGAGACUCACAUUUUCUUUGUUCUCUCCCCCGGCGUUGAUCCCCUAAAAGAUGUGGAGAAGCUUGGAAAAAGUUUGGGUUUUAGCUUUGAUCACGAAAACUUUCACAGUGUUUCGCUUGGCCAAGGCCAGGAAAUAGUCGCAGAAAACGCCAUUGAAAUUGCAUCCCAAUAUGGGCACUGGGUCAUUCUACAAAAUAUUCACCUGGUCGCGCGCUGGCUACCCAGUCUAGAAAAAAAGAUGGAAUCGUCUCUUAGUAAUGUCCACACAAGCUAUCGGCUCUUUCUCAGCGCUGAACCUGCCGGUGAUCCUGCUGCUCAUAUCUUGCCCCAAGGAAUACUUGAAUCAGCCAUAAAGAUAACAAAUGAACCUCCUACUGGAAUGAUGGCCAACAUCCAUAAGGCCUUAGAUAAUUUUAGCGACGAGACUCUAGAAAUGUGCUCGAAAGAGACUGAAUUUAAAGCUAUUCUUUUUUCUCUUUGCUAUUUUCAUGCCGUGGUAGCCGAGCGUAGGAAAUUCGGACCACAAGGCUGGAACCGUAGCUACCCGUUUAACGUGGGCGAUUUGACAAUAUCAGUCUAUGUGCUGUACAAUUACCUGGAGGCCAAUACCAGAGUACCUUGGGAAGACCUACGAUAUCUUUUCGGAGAGAUUAUGUAUGGAGGUCACAUUACAGACGACUGGGACCGCCGCUUAUGCCGAACUUAUCUGGAGGAAUUUAUGCAGCCAGAGCUAAUUGAUGGGGAGCUAGAGUAUUGCCAGGGUUUUCCGGCUCCAGGAAUACUUAAAUAUACUGGCUACCACAAUUACAUAGAUGAUAACCUUCCGUCUGAAAGUCCAUCUCUAUACGGCCUUCAUUCAAAUGCAGAGAUUGGGUUCCUAACUACGGUUUCUGAACGACUCUUCCGAAUAGUUUUCGAGUUGCAGCCGAGAAUGACAGGUGGGUCUAGUGGUGGUGAGACAGUUUCACAGGAAGACAUUAUAAAAAACAUAAUAGAAGAUAUACUUGACAAAACUCCCACACCAUUUAACAUUUUAGAACUAAUGGGUCGCGUCGAAGACCGAAGUCCAUACAUUAUUGUGGCAUUUCAAGAGUGUGAGCGAAUGAACAAUCUUAUGACUGAAUUGAAGCGCUCUCUGAAUGAGCUUGACCUCGGCCUUAAAGGAGAAUUGACUAUUUCAUCAGUUAUGGAGGAUUUAAUGGUUUGUCUUUACAUGGACCAAGUGCCGGAACAGUGGACCAAGCUAGCCUACCCCAGCAUGCUAGGGCUACAAUCCUGGUUCUCCGAUUUAAUGUUGCGGCUGCGAGAGCUAGAGGGUUGGGUUGCCGACUUUCGCAUGCCUUCAUCAAUUUGGUUGGCAGGAUUCUUUAAUCCUCAGUCGCUCCUCACAGCUAUCAUGCAACAGACGGCGCGCAAGAACGAAUGGCCUCUCGAUAGAAUGUGUCUUAAUUGUGAUGUCACCAAAAAGUGGAAAGAGGAGCUUACAACUGCGCCCCGAGAGGGUGCCUAUAUCAACGGUCUUUUCAUGGAGGGAGCACGAUGGGACAUGAAAAUGGGAACCAUUGCAGACGCCUUUUUAAAGGAACUUUUUCCUGCUAUGCCUGUUCUUUACAUAAAGGCAGUAACCCAAGACAAGCAGGAUAUUAAAAAUGUCUAUGAGUGCCCAGUUUACAAAAUCCGGCUGCGAGGACCCACCUUCGUUUGGACCUUUAACUUGAAAAGCCGAGAGAGAGCAAGUAAGUGGACUCUAGCAGGGGUUUGUCUUCUCUUGCAGACUUGA